GCUUUCUUCUUUUAGCAAUACAAAGAAAAACCCAAGUAUUCUUAUUCAGAUUUAGCUAGUGAUGAAGAGAGAAAGAGAACACGGAGAGAUUCAGGGUUUUGACAUUGCCAGAUGUCUAAUGCUGCUGUCUCAAGGCCUGGUAGAAACCAAGCCGAAAGACCAUUCCCUGAGCGAGGUUUUCGAGUGCAAGACUUGCCACCGUCGUUUCUCAUCUUUCCAAGCUUUGGGAGGCCACCGGGCCAGCCACAAGAGACCCAAAUUGAUGGGAGAGAAAGCAAGUGAACAAACACAGUUCUUAAGUUUAUCGACCAAGCCCAAGACUCACGAAUGCUCCAUUUGCGGCCAGGAGUUCUCCAUGGGGCAAGCUUUGGGUGGCCAUAUGAGGAGGCAUAGAGCCGCCAUGAACGAAAGCAGCUUCUCCCCGUUUCCGGUCGUUUCAACCGUGCCGGUGUUGAAGAGAUCGAAUAGUAGUAAGCGGAUUGCGUGCUUGGACUUGAACUUGACCCCAUUGGAGAACGAUUUGCAAGUGUUGUUUGGGACCAGGGCUCCCAAGGUUGAUCUCUGCAUCUGAUCCAUAAUCCCCAUUGUUUUCCCAUAUGACUCUUGUAACUUUUAUUUCAUUAACAACAUUUUUUUCAUUUGUUUUAUGUACAACAUCUCAAAUCUUCAAUUCUUCUUUUAUUUUUUUUAUC
Theobroma umbraticum is the source of this 692-nucleotide messenger RNA. RefSeq names its product zinc finger protein ZAT11-like. The record is from RefSeq and is a predicted model, not a curated record. Gene Ontology annotation, biological process: response to chitin; response to stress. NCBI's taxonomy places the organism in Eukaryota, Viridiplantae, Streptophyta, Magnoliopsida, Malvales, Malvaceae.